CACGCCCUAAAGGACCCUCCCAUCUGCGCGAAUGCGCAUGCGUUCCCUGUGAGGCCGUGACCCUGAGAGGUUGCCGUCGCGCGCUGUGCGCAGACAGGACGUCCGGCGUGCGCAGGCGCUCGGCGCAGAGGCCUGCCGGAAGCCAAAAUGGCGUCUAGGUGUUCUCCGGGCCGCAGAUGGCGCCUGAUCAGUGUCUGAGCGGGUGUUUUGUAAGACGCUGUGGCGAACGCCCUCUUCGCCGCCAUGGCCCGGCAUCGGAAUGUUCGAGGCUAUAACUACGAUGAAGGUUUGUGAAGAUCUUGGGAAUGUGCCUAUUACUCACUCUUGUACCCCAAAUGUCUCUAAUAGUCCCUGACAUCGUAUUUUGAAGAUGAUGAUCUCUAUGGCCAGUCUGUAGAAGAUGAUUAUUGUAUUUCUCCAUCAACAGCUGCUCAGUUUAUUUACUCACGACGUGACAAACCUGUUGAGCCUGUAGAAGAAUAUGAUUAUGAAGAUCUGAAAGAAUCCUCCAAUUCUCUUUUGAACCAUCAGCUAAGUGAAUUUGAUCAAGCUCGUCUUUAUUCAUGCCUUGAUCAUAUGAGAGAGGUAUUUGGAGAUGCUGUGCCAGAUGACAUAUUGAUUGAAGCAGUUCUGAAGAACAAGUUUGAUGUGCAGAAGGCUUUGUCAGUGGUUCUGGAACAAGAUAAAAUGCAGAAAUUGAAGGUCAAGAAUGAAGGAGCAAUAUCUACAGGAAAGAUAGCAAAAGGAGUCUUAUUAUCUAACUCUGAAGUUUCAGCUGAUAAUGUUCAAAGCUCUUGUCCUCAGUCUGCAAAUCAUUUGGAUUGCAGUAGCAAACCAUUUGAUUUUUCUGGUCCAGUAACAAAAUGUGGAUUAUAUAAUAAUUCCUCAGUUGUACCAAGUCACUUUUUACUCCAUAAAAAAAAGAAACUUGACAGGCCUAGAAGUGAAAAGAAACUAGAAUCAUGGAAAUCAGUAGAUUCUCAGUCAUCUCGAAGUGAAUGUGAUAUUGUGCCAAAAGUUGCUAAAAUGACUGUAUCUGGAAAGAAGCAAACCAUGGGAUUUGAAGUGCCUGGAGUAACUGCUGAAGAAAAUGGUCAUGGUUUCCACACACCUCAAAAAGGACACCCUAGUGAAGAUACCAGCAUGGCUUCUUCUGAUGUUCUAGAUUCUGUUUCUAAAUCAGCUGUUCCAUCCCACACCAUUCAAGCAUCAGAGGAGCAGAGUUCAACACAAACACCAGUGAGAAAGUCUGGCAAGCUGAGGCAGCAGAUAGAUGUCAAAGCAGAGCUGGAGAAGCGGCAAGGAGGGAAGCAACUCCUCAACUUAGUGGUCAUUGGUCAUGUUGAUGCUGGGAAAAGUACUCUGAUGGGCCAUAUGCUUUAUCUUCUGGGUAAUGUAAACAAAAGAACUAUGCAUAAGUAUGAACAAGAGUCUAAAAAGGCUGGCAAAGCUUCGUUUGCAUAUGCAUGGGUCUUGGAUGAGACUGGAGAAGAAAGGGAAAGGGGAGUAACAAUGGAUGUUGGUAUGACAAAGUUUGAGACCACAACCAAAGUUAUAACAUUAAUGGAUGCUCCAGGCCAUAAGGAUUUCAUUCCAAAUAUGAUUACGGGAGCGGCCCAGGCAGAUGUAGCUGUCUUAGUUGUAGAUGCCAGCAGGGGAGAGUUUGAAGCUGGAUUUGAGACUGGGGGACAAACGCGAGAACAUGGCCUCUUGGUUCGUUCUCUUGGAGUAACACAGCUUGCAGUUGCAGUCAAUAAAAUGGAUCAGGUUAAUUGGCAACAAGAAAGAUUUCAAGAGAUUACUGGAAAACUUGGGCACUUUCUUAAGCAAGCAGGUUUUAAGGAAAGUGAUGUUGCUUUUAUCCCUACAAGUGGUCUCAGUGGUGAAAAUCUAAUCAUUAGAUCCCAGUCAAGUGAACUUACAAAAUGGUAUAAAGGACUAUGUUUACUAGAACAAAUUGAUUCCUUCAAACCUCCUCAACGAUCUAUCGAUAAGCCUUUUAGAUUAUGUGUAUCUGAUGUUUUCAAAGAUCAAGGAUCUGGAUUUUGUGUAACUGGGAAAAUUGAGGCUGGUUAUAUCCAAACUGGUGACCGACUACUAGCAAUGCCUCCUAAUGAAACCUGUACUGCAAAAGGAAUCACUCUGCAUGAUGAACCUGUCGAUUGGGCAGCAGCAGGCGAUCAUGUUAGUCUUACGUUGGUUGGGAUGGAUAUCAUCAAAAUUAAUGUUGGCUGCAUAUUUUGUGGUCCCAAAGAACCCAUUAAAGCUUGCACUCGAUUCAGAGCCCGAAUCCUCAUCUUCAAUAUUGAAAUUCCUAUCACUAAAGGAUUUCCUGUGCUGUUACACUACCAGACUGUCAGUGAGCCUGCUGUUAUUAAACGAUUGAUUAGCGUCUUGAACAAAAGCACGGGUGAGGUUACCAAGAAGAAGCCUAAGUUGUUGACUAAAGGUCAGAAUGCAUUGGUUGAACUACAAACACAAAGACCAGUGGCUCUUGAGCUAUACAAAGACUUUAAGGAACUGGGGAGAUUCAUGUUACGCUACAGUGGUUCUACAGUAGCUGCUGGUGUAGUCACUGAGAUAAAAGAAUGAUGGGUCAGAACUUCUCCAAUGUUUCCAAAUGCAAGGACAUAACUGAGCUGUGUUUUUAAAGAAUCCAGUUAUUCAAUUAAAGGAACAAUGUGCAAUUGGUAUUUUUUUUUAAAAAGAGAGAAAAUUAAAGCUAUAAUCAGCAGCAAAGAAGUAUUGAUUAUCACUCCUGCAAAAAUUUCAAGUUGCCAAACCAGCUUUCCCUUUGAAAUGGAUUUACUUUGCUAAGACUUACAGAAACUAUCUGAAAUACGUAUUAAAAGGAUUGAAUCAUCAUGAAAUGAACUCAACUUCCAGCCAAACUACCGAAUGUUUACAGUUUUCUUUUGGUUUUCAACUCUACUGCAUACAUUUUGGAAAAAAUAACUAAAUUGGGUGGUUGAGGUAGUUAAUAUUUGACCAGUGCAAAUUUUUGUUGUUGUUAACUCUAAGGAAAGAUUUACUGAAGGUUAUAAUCUUAAAGGUAUUUUGUGUUAAGCAUAAGAAUAUUCUUCCUCCAACAAGUAAACUUUUGAAAGAUUAGGUUGGAAUUAGUGGAAACUCUUCCUUUGUUAUCCAAACUAUUAUUUAAGGUGUAAAGCCAACUAAUAAAAUGUCUUAGUUUGAGCAUAACA
Messenger RNA from Myotis lucifugus (little brown bat), 3203 nucleotides. RefSeq names its product HBS1 like translational GTPase (gene HBS1L). The coding region runs from base 577 to 2592 and encodes 671 amino acids. The record is from RefSeq and is a predicted model, not a curated record. NCBI's taxonomy places the organism in Eukaryota, Metazoa, Chordata, Mammalia, Chiroptera, Vespertilionidae. Gene Ontology annotation, biological process: translation. Gene Ontology annotation, molecular function: GTP binding; GTPase activity. The transcript is spliced from 20 exons.